CACAGCCUGAAAAGCAUCAGGACGUUGCAAUAAAACCCAGAACACCUCAGGGCUGCAGAUCUCUCAGCUCUGACAAGUUUCCACAAGUGUCCUGCCUGUAAUGUCACAGCGUAUUUAACGAGGAACUAUUUAGACUCCCAAAGGAGUGUCGUGUUUAUGUGUAACAGGUAAUACCAGGACUCACUGUGUAUGCAGUUUCAACAGCGGGAGGUUGGACCCCAAAGCAGAAAAGAUUCUAGAUUGAAAAUGAAUCAAGUCAAACUGCAUCAUGACAAUGGACAUUUCUUCAUCUUCAUCACCAUGCUGGCUCUGCUGAGCUCGGGCCAGGCCUCAACAAGGACGGACCCUCCAGUCUCUGCUGAUCAACCCUUCCUUUUCAUGUGGAAUGCCCCAACUGAGCUGUGUGACAUUCGCUUUGGCAUGCCCCUCGACCUCUCCUACUUCCACAUUGUCAGCAGCACGCUGAAAACAGCAACCGGCCAGAGCAUCUCCAUAUUCUACACUGACCGCUUCGGCCUCUUCCCUUACGUGGACGAAGACACUGGUAAGAUGUACGAUGAGGGUCUACCACAGCUGAUAGACAUGCAGGAGCACCAUGAGCUGGCUGAGGACGACAUUGAGUACUAUAUUCCUUCUAACCAGCCAGGUCUUGCUGUGCUUGACUUUGAGGAGUGGAGGCCACAGUGGGCUAGAAACUGGGGCAGUAAAGACAUCUACAGAGAGAUUUCCAUCGAAACAGUCAAGAAAAAAAAUGCGUCACUGUCUGACGAUGAGGCGGAGGAUCGGGCGAAGAUUGUGUUUGAGCGUGCAGCAAAGAGGUAUUUCCUCCGCUCCAUCCGCAUUGGGAAGAGGCUGAGGCCCAACAGACUCUGGGGUUACUACUUGUACCCUGACUGCUACAACUACGACUACAACCAGGACAUGGCGGGCUUCACUGGAGAGUGCCCCGCCAUCGAGAAGGACAGGAACAAUGAGCUGGUGUGGCUGUGGAAAGAUUCCACAGCGCUCUUUCCAUCCAUCUAUCUGGAGCUGGUGCUGAGAGAUACCCAGCAGGCUCGGCUGUUUGUCCGCCAUCGAAUCCAUGAAGCCAUUAGAGUGUCAACACUCCCCAACAGUUCGUACUCCAUCCCUGUAUAUGCCUACAUCCGCCCUGUGUACAAGGACAGCACUGAUGACUACAUGUCAGAGUUUGAUCUGGUCAACACCAUCGGAGAAGCUGCCGCUCUCGGUGCCGCUGGCGUUAUUUCCUGGGGAGACAUGAACGUCACAGAUACAGAGGACUCCUGCUUUGACGCUCGACGCCACCUGGAGCAGGUCAUGAACCCGUACAUCCUGAAUGUCUCGACGGCAACACAGCUCUGCAGCAUGGCGCUCUGCCAGGGCCAAGGUCGCUGUGUGAGGAAGCGCUGGGACGACGAUGUCUACCUCCACCUUGACCCGCGCCGUUACAGUAUCCAGCAGCGGCAUCGCACUGGCCCGCUCACUGUGAGCGGUGGCCUCUCGCAGGACGACGUCAACUGGUUUAACCGCAGCUUUGACUGCAUGUGCUACAGCGAGGAGCCGUGCAGAUCGGUUAUGAUGGUCAAUGUCAUCCAAGAGGCUGUCUUCACCAGGGGCAAUCGAGGCGCUGACAGGCCCCGCCCCCUCCUGCUGGUUAUGAUUUUACUCUUUCUGAAGGGUGUUGUGAUGUGAAUAGUCCAUGAUGAUCGUAUCAUCACACUGUUAUUUCAGCGUGUUGUUUGUUGUUUGUUAUUUGUGACUUUUUUUUACCAGUGUUUAAAAUGUUUUGAAUUCAGUUUAGCCUCAUGUUUCUGUCUCGCUCAGCACCCGGAGACAAAAAUCUGUUGGUAAUGAGAUUAGCGAGUAA
Molecule: messenger RNA, 1867 nt
Organism: Paralichthys olivaceus (Japanese flounder)
Lineage: Eukaryota; Metazoa; Chordata; Actinopteri; Pleuronectiformes; Paralichthyidae
Product: hyaluronidase-5-like
Biological process (GO): carbohydrate metabolic process; hyaluronan catabolic process
Cellular component (GO): acrosomal vesicle
Molecular function (GO): hyalurononglucosaminidase activity
Source: RefSeq, a predicted model, not a curated record